GAAUCCACGAAGCCAAAUCGGAGAUAAAUUCGUCUGACUUAUUCGCCUCAGCUGUUGCUUCGCUCCGAGAAGCUCUAACAACGCUAUCAAACCCAAAUAUAAAGGAAAUAAUUUGUUUCGGUUUAGGUCGAAUCGGGUGAGAUGGCGUCGAAAAUCAAUACUUUGAGACAGAUCAUCGCGGAAUUGCGUCAAGCGCUUCCGAAUGAUUCGCUUAAAGACAGUUUGGCACUUCGGUACAUUUUGAGUCAGUUUAGGAAGUAUAAAACGACGAGCGAGCAGUUGUGUAAGGCGAGAGAGGAGAUGGAGUUUAUGGCCAAUACGUAUUUGUGCUAUUUGAGGAGCUCGAGGAUGCAGCAGGAAAUUCAUAAUGAGUUUCACGGGAAAGGGGAGAGGUCGGUGAGAGAAACAGCUAAUUUGGUUGGGUUUAAGCUGCCUCAUGACCCGAAAUAAUCGAUACAUAAUUGAAAAUUGUAUAAAGUUUUAGUGAAAUAGAUACACAUUUAUAGAUUGCAUAAA
Tribolium madens (black flour beetle) is the source of this 516-nucleotide messenger RNA. RefSeq names its product protein FMC1 homolog. The record is from RefSeq and is a predicted model, not a curated record. Gene Ontology annotation, cellular component: mitochondrion. Lineage: Eukaryota; Metazoa; Arthropoda; Insecta; Coleoptera; Tenebrionidae. The transcript is spliced from 2 exons. Bases 142 to 450 code for a protein of 102 amino acids.